Molecule: messenger RNA, 1059 nt
Organism: Neltuma alba
Lineage: Eukaryota; Viridiplantae; Streptophyta; Magnoliopsida; Fabales; Fabaceae
Product: fe(2+) transport protein 1-like
Exons: 3
Coding region: 13-1059 (348 amino acids)
Biological process (GO): zinc ion transmembrane transport
Cellular component (GO): plasma membrane
Molecular function (GO): zinc ion transmembrane transporter activity
Source: RefSeq, a predicted model, not a curated record
GAGAAAGUUAUUAUGGCUUCACAGUUAUUACUCACCAUCGUCUUCUUCCUUGUUCUCUUCUCCACAGUGUCGUCGAGUGUUGCUACGUGCGAGUCGAAAUACGAAGCAACAUGCCAUGACAAAAAGGAAGCGUUGAAGUUCAAGCUUAUAGCGAUAUGUUCCAUAUUGAUCGCUAGCAUGAUUGGCGUGUGUCUCCCAAUUUUCUCACGUUUCGUUCCGGCGCUUAAGCCCGACCGGAAUUUGUUUCUUCUGGUGAAGGCUUUUGCUUCCGGCGUCAUUCUGGCGACUGGUUACAUGCAUGUUUUGCCAGACUCGUUUGAUGAUUUGAGAUCUGAGUGUUUGCCGGAAAACCCUUGGCAUAGGUUCCCGUUCACUACAUUUGUGGCAAUGCUGGCCGCGAUUUUCACUCUCAUGGUGGAUUCAUUCUCCAUUGGCUACUUCAAGAAGAAGAUGUCUAAUAAAGCUAGUGAAUCAGAAAAUGUUGGGGGAAAUAAAGCCAAUGAAUCAGAAGAAUUUGACAUUGGUCACGGACAUUGCGGAAAAGAAACUUUAAAGAUCAUUGAGGGGCAAGAACAGUUAUUGAAGUACCGUGUUGUAGCUCAGGUGUUGGAACUAGGAAUUGUGGUGCACUCAGUGGUGAUUGGAUUAUCAAUGGGAGCUUCAGAAAACCCAUGCACAAUCAGGCCUCUCAUUGCUGCACUCUGCUUCCACCAACUGUUUGAGGGAAUGGGCUUGGGUGGCUGCAUACUGCAGGCUGAAUAUGGAUACAAGAUAAAGGGCAUAUUGGUUUUCUUCUUCUCUGUGACAACCCCAUUUGGGAUUGCUUUGGGAAUUGGGCUAUCAAAUGUGUACAGUGAUACCAGCCCAACUUCUCUGAUAGUGGAGGGCAUUCUAAAUGCUGUAUCUGCAGGGCUUCUGAAUUAUAUGGCACUUGUGGAACUAUUGGCGUCUGACUUUAUGGGGCCUAAGCUUCAACAGAACAUGAAGCUCCAGAUUUGUUCGUAUAUUGCCGUUUUGUUAGGUGCUGGAGGAAUGUCAUUGAUGGCAAAAUGGGCUUAG